AUGUAUGACGCCGUCAAAAAAGAGUUUCAGCUCAUGAUGGAUCAAGGCAUAUGCCGGCCAUCAAAAUCACCUUGGUCAUCUCCACUUCAUGCCGUUACCAAAAGCUCAGGCAACAUUCGCCCCGUGGGUGACUAUAGGAGAUUGAAUACCUGUACUGUACCGGACCGUUAUCCCAUACCCCAUAUCCAGGAUUUUUCCAAUGCACUCCACGGAAUUAAAAGGAUCAGAUCUUCUCCUUAUCAUCCUCAGGCCAAUGGCCUGAUCGAAGAGUUCCACCGCCCAUUAAAGGCAGCUUUGAAAGCCUACAACACAGAUCAGUGGUCUGCAGCACUGCCCACCUUGUUACUCGGAUUCCGGUCCGUCUUCAAAGAGGAUCUACAAGCGACAACUGCUGAGCUGGUAUAUCGCAAGUCUCUGCGACUACCAGGAGAAUUUUUCGAUCCAACACCUGGAGACGCAUCACCCAAGCAGCUUGUGGAGGACUUAAAACGCCAUUUUGCAACGAUGAGACCAGUUCCAACGUCCUGUCAUGGCCAAAGAACAAUCUUUGUGCAUCCUUACCUCAACGUGUGUUCACAUGUAUUUGUGAGACAUGACGGUGUACGCAAACCCCUACAAGCACCAUAUGAUGGACCCUACAAAGUUCUUGUCAGGCGACAGAAAACUUUUGAUCUCGAGAUCAAGGGAACUUCCCAUACCAUAUCCAUAGACUGUCUGAAACCUGCUUUUAUAAUUCCUCCUGAGUGUUCCAGUAUACCACCGGCCAAGCAAGAAGCAAGUUCCACUACUAAGUGUACCAAAACACUUCCAGCUGAGACAUCCAUCGUCGUUCCAGCAAGGCAAACAACUCGCUCAGGCCGACAAGUUCGACCCCCACGUCGUUAUGUCCAUUUCCAAUGA
This is a messenger RNA of Argiope bruennichi, 900 nucleotides long. RefSeq lists its product as uncharacterized. The record is from RefSeq and is a predicted model, not a curated record. Gene Ontology annotation, molecular function: nucleic acid binding. The transcript is spliced from 2 exons. NCBI's taxonomy places the organism in Eukaryota, Metazoa, Arthropoda, Arachnida, Araneae, Araneidae. The coding region runs from base 1 to 900 and encodes 299 amino acids.